Punica granatum (pomegranate) is the source of this 7267-nucleotide messenger RNA. The record is from RefSeq and is a predicted model, not a curated record. NCBI's taxonomy places the organism in Eukaryota, Viridiplantae, Streptophyta, Magnoliopsida, Myrtales, Lythraceae.
CUGAGAGGUGCCAUAAUCGAGAUCAGAUCUAGCUUAGCUUGUUUAAGUUUCUCCCUGCAGUCGUCUUCUUUACCAGUAUUGAGAGAUCUAGCUAUCUAGUUCAAGUUUCUCUCAUUCCGUCUUAAUUCUUCCAUUGAUUAUCGAUCUGUAGGCAGCGACUAUGGCUGAACUGAUUCUCGGGCCCGUUGUGGAGUCCAUCACCGGACAUCUCCUUUCCCUCGUCUCCCAGGAGAUCGGACUAGCGCGUGGUGUCAAAGUUGAGCUCCAGAAACUCCAGAGUACUGUCUCUGCUAUUGCUGCCCUGCUUUGUGAGGCUGAGAAGAGACAAGUCCAGGCUGCAGACGUGAAGGACUGGCUCAAGAAGCUGGAAGAUGUGGUUUACGAUGCUGAUGAUCUGCUGGAUGACUUCUCCGCUGAAGUGUUGCGUCGCAGUAGCGUGGUGGGAGGAGGUAAUCGGAUCCUGAAUGAGGUCGGUAUCUUCUUCUCCUGUUCUAACCAGCUCGUUUAUGCCAAUAAGAUGGCUCAUCGAGUCGAGCAUAUUAGGGAGAGGAUCGACGCCAUUUACAAAGAUAGGGUCCAGUUUCAGCAUGAGGGAAACAGUAACCUUGGGAGUUUGGUGGAGAACCGGGUCACGCCAGAAACUUAUCCCUAUGAGCCACAACCUUAUGUGAUUGGAAGAGAUAAGGACAAGAUGAAAGCUAUCGAGUUCUUACUUAAUCCUGGUUUUGAGGAGAAUGUUUCCAUCCUCCCAAUAGUGGGUUUUGGUGGCCUAGGGAAAACGACACUGGCAAGACUCGUAUUCAAUAAUGAGAGAGUGAAGGAAUACUUCGAAUUGAAGCUCUGGGUUUGUGUGUCGACCAAUUUCGACGUGGAGGAUAUUCUGAGGAAGAUAGUAAGAGAAUGCAUUGGUAGCCUCAACAUGAAUGAAUUGAGAAACUUGCUUGGAGAAGAGCUCGAUGGAAAGGAUGAUAUGAUGAAAAUGUCACGGGAUCACAUUCUGGAAAAGGUACUUGCAAAGCUCGCCAACGUGGAUGAGUUGCAAAGAAAGCUAAGGGAAGUGCUCGAUGGAAAAAAGUUUUUACUUGUGUUAGAUGAUGUGUGGAAUGAGGAUCGGUGCAAGUGGUUGAAACGAUUACCAAGAGGCAUUACAAAGUUGGUCAAUCUAAGGCAGCUUAUUCUGAGUGGAUGUCGUAAUCUGAUACAUAUGCCAAGAGGAAUUGAGAAGUUGACUAGUCUACAAACGUUAGAUAUGUUCGUGGUUGGGGGGGGGGGGGUGUGAAUGAGUUAAGUAGACUAACCGGAUUGAAGAGUAAAGAACUGACUAUUCAAGGCUUGGAUAGAGUGGGGAGUAUCUCGAGCGAGGUAUUAGAUGCCUCGUUCUCAAUAGAGAACUUGGCUUUUCAAUCUUUGAAACUAGUGUGGGGUUAUUUGCCACUAGUGUCAGAAGAAGAGGUUUUGGAGAGACUGCGACCCCAUCCAGAUCUGAGGGGAUUGAGUAUAAUAUUUUACGGUGGUGUUAUGUUUUCAUCGUGGGUUUCUCAACUGCAUAGACUAGUCCAGAUUGAGAUUAUCGAUUGUGAUAAAUGCAGCCAUCUACCACCUCUAGAUCAGCUCCCUUUCCUCAAAAAAGUCUCCUUGCAGAAGAUGAUAAAUUUGGAGAGCAUCGAAUUAUGGGAGAGUAGUGGCGGCCAGGAGGACAAGGAGAGUGGGAUGCCGCAGUCUAAUAAUAAUUUCUUUCCAUCCUUAGAAGAAAUAGAGCUGAGGUGGUUGCCUAAAUUCAGGGGAUGGGAGAGGAGGACGAGCACCCGAAUUGAACGAGAGGCGGAUGAUCAUUCUUCUUCUUCUUCGUUAUUAAUGCUCCACACGUUCUCUGACAAGGUCAAGGUCUCCAUAGAAUAUUGCCCAGUAUUCUCUUACGCGCAUGGUCAAAAGCUACGACAACUGGGGGUAACCACGAAUAAACAGGUACAGAUGUUGCUGAGGGAUGCAUCUCUAAGCCAAGAUCCAACCCCCGUCCUUACUGUAGCGCCAAUUCCACCAUCGAUGAUGACUAUGACCGCUGUGUCUUCUAAAUCUCUCUCCACGCUGACGCAAAUCAUUUUCAGUGGAAUGGAGGAUGCAGAGGACUUCCCUGUGGAGUUGUUUCGGUCCCUCCCGUCUCUCCAGUCUCUUGUAAUCAGCGAAUGCAAUCGCCUGAAAGCUCUCCCUGUAAGGGCAAUCCUCCAAUACCUACCAUCCCUUGAGAUGCUGGAAAUUUCUUCGUGCGAAGAGCUUGAUUUAUCAAUGGAUGAAGAUAGUCAUGAUGGUGUUGAAGAGGGCAUGAACAAUCUGCAGCUGCAGGGCCAUCUUCGACUUCGCGAUAUCAAGAUCAAAAGAAUUCAUAAGAUGGAGGCCUUGCCUGGGUGGUUCCAGUACCUCUCCAACCUCGAAAAUUUAGAGAUUAUUCUUUGCCGUGGAUUGAAGUCUCUGCCAGGAAGACUGAUUCUUCCGCUUCUCACCAAACUCGUGUCGUUGGAGCUAUACAGCUGUCCGCAGCUUGACUUCUCAGGGGAGUCAGGAAAUCAACUAGGCAUGCCUAAUUUGCAAUCCGGCGAACCCACUAAACUUCGGGAUUUGGAAUUUCACUGGAUUGAUAAAAUGAAGACUCUCCCCUGGUGGAUGCAGCACCUCACUAACCUUGAAGAGUUAAUUAUCGGUGGCUGCGGCAAUCUGAAGGCUUUGCCUGAGUGGUUUCCCAAUCUCACCUCACUCAAAGUACUUAGAGUUUAUGGUUGCGGGAAGGAGCUGCCAAGAAGGUGCAGAAGGAAUACUGGAGAGGAUUGGCCUAAGAUUUCUCACAUCCAGUAUGUAGAUGUAGACAAUUAGUCUGGUUCAUUCAAACUCCUGGCCAUCUUAUCAAAGACGGAUAAGCUUUGUCACUUGUUAGUUUGCUGGAUGGAGAGCUCUCUUGGGGACAGAAUAGUGUAACCUCCUGAACUAUGUUAUUUCCAUUUUUUUCGUGCUGUAUUUCGCUCGCACUCAUUGAACCUUGUCAAUGAAGCCAGUUUUGAAGGCACCAGAGCAGACAACCCAUUAGUCCUCUCCCCGCCGUGCCAUCAUCUGACAACAUUACUACAUCAAUUCUCAUGUUAUUCUAUGAUGUAGUCAUCAUUAAUGGGGUAUUGUUCUUGCACGCAAACAUAUGAAUGGAACCUUUGAGAUCCUCCUGGUUUUCGAACUCUGAUCUUUUGUCAAAGUGCACCUGAAGCAACCCGGCUAGCUGAAGAAACUAGCUCCCGGGGUCAUCCCAGCAAUGUCAGUUCUGCAGUUCUGCUGUAGGAUAGGAUAUGGUAUCUGAAGAUAAUAUUUCUCCUUUUCUUCUCUUUUAACCUUCACAGAAGCAAAGAUAGGAUCCAAUUCUGCUUCAGUCUCUUUGCUGUUCAGAUGUGAGCUCUAUCAUUCUUCCUCUUGGAAGGAGACAACCUUUCCAAGUUUUCAGCAGCAGAACUGUGAAUCCAUAUUCAGAGGCAUCGAAAUUAUUCAUGAAGCAAGUGUACGAGCCUUUCAUGAAUAUUUCCUUCCGGGGGCGUCCAUUUCACUUUUGCUGAAGUGAGCAAUUAUCAGGAGGUUAGGAGCUGUUUAAUCAUUCAUGCACUGCUGCUUCAGACGGUCUUCAACAUGUCCAAGAAUCUACGGAAACUCCACAGACUCACCCAACUUAUAAGAAUCUGAUCAAAGCAGAUAGUGGACUUCCUAUGUCUUCUGAACUUCAGCAUAUGUACAGUGCUGGAUAAAUUUUAUCCUAAUCAGUAUUUCCAGUUGAAGGCACGAGCUGAGAUAUUUCAGUUUGCCUUGGGGAGACAUUUGGAAGGCAUUGCUGAAGAAGCUUUAUCAUAAUGAAGGCAGAGUGCUCUGGAGCUUUACGCCUUUGUUUGUAUGGAGGGAACAGAUGAGGUGCAGAAGGAAUACCAAGGUGGAGCGCCCUAAGAUUUCUCACAUCCAAGAUGUGUAUAUAAGCCGAAGCAGGUCCUCUCUCACUGCCUCCAAAGGAAAUUAUUUAUAUGAUUGGAUGCUGAAGUAAAGAAAUGACUGACACUGCAUGGAGCCUCCAUUACAGGAUGGUUCGUAGAGGCUUAACCUUUUCUUUGGGUUCUCUUUGAUUUUUCAUCAAAGGUCCACCUAAAGCAACCCGACUAGCCACAAACUAGCUGCCAGUCUCAUCCCAUCUCUGUCAGUCCUAGAGGCUGCAAAAUGAAGAAUGCCCCUUUCAUUCCCAACUUCUCUCAACGAUCUUCACAUGUGCUUGCCAGUAAACUGCAUGUCCUCAUUAAGGAUUGCCCGCUCCUCCUCCCAUCCCUUCUCUGUAAACCAUUUUUGUCACUGUUAUGUAUUACGGUGGAACUUCUAUAUCUUGAUGAAAGGACUGAGUUGGUACUUAUAUAAGGAUAAACAUAGUGGUUUGCCCUCAUGCGACUCUACUUCGAUAUCUUUGCCUCAUUUUUCAUUCUUUAUCAGAUAUUAACAACUGUUUAUCCAUGCAAGUAACGUAUUCUUCACAAGCAAUGACCUCAUCUUUAUACUAUACAUUUUUAUUGUGGAAACGGGGUCAAUACAAGAGGAGUACUAAUGUGAUGGAUGAAUGCGUCCACAACAUGGUUCUGGAGAUAGUCCAUGCACUUGUAAGUUGAUUAUUAGGUCCCCUAAAUUAAUACGUAGCUGAGUAUGUAAGGGAAUGUUCCACCUCCUUUUCUGUAACUAGCAAGGGUGUAGAUGACGACACUGCGAUAACGUUUAUAACUUACUUCGUUCUAACAGAUUGGAAUGUUCAGAUCUAAUACCUCAACUUACUCUGUUUUAACAGAGCAAGGUCCUUAAUUUCUGAUAUGCGGGACAUUUCAGAUCAAGGUGGCUUGGCGGGCUCAGUGUGGGUCUCACUCAUGUGUUUUCUCUUGAACCUUUUCUCAGUGGCUUUACGUGAUUAAUCCCUCAACGUGCAUGUUCCUGUUCCGUUUUGGAUGUUUUGGAAUAUUUAGGAUCUUCCCUCUUUUGGGUGAACUUAUACUCACAACGCUGUUAAGAUGUAGCACUAGCAGCUCUAUCAAAUCCUUCCUUUCGGAAGGAGACAAGGGUUCGGAGCUGUCCGCAGCAGAACUGUGACUUCAAAUUGAGAGGCUUCAAAGUUAUCUCAUGGAAUGGAUGCUGAACUAUUAGAUGUGACAAACACUGCCUUGAGCCAAUGAGACCCAGCACAGGAUCAUCCAGACAGGCGCUUGGAUGUUAUCAUUCCAAUCACAGUUCAUGACCCGUGAUAUAGAUAGUGUACUUCCUAUAUAUCCGAGCUUCAGCAUAUAUAUAGUGUGCUGGAUAAAAUUUACCUUAAUCAGCAUUUCCAGGUACGACUUGUCUAUUAUUGCCAUCUAUAAUUCUUAGGAUUUGAAUUAUCCUCCUUCGAUGGUGAUCAUAUGUUCAGCAUGCUGAAAAUAAUUUCAUAUACAUACAUACAUACAUACAUAUAUAUAUAUAUAUAUAUAUAUUUUUUACCUUCAUGUUCCGAUAGACGAAACAGCUGUGUAUUGUGUCUGGCGCCUCUCCGCUUUCACUUAUUCAAUGAAACAAGCAGACAAGCCAUUCUGUCUGCUCAAUUUCACGUUUGCAAAGCUAGCGACUCGCAAUAGAUGGGAUCCAAUCAUGCAAUAGUCUCAAUGCCAUUCACACUUGCUGCUAGCUGUCAUUGCUGCACCAUUAUCAGUUGACAACUUGCCAGAUGAAAGUCCUCACAUCAGCAGAUCAUUCAUGCAUUACUGCUACACAAGAAGGUCAGAGUCGAGGGACUUGACAAACAACCAUCUCCAGCUAGCCCGAGAUACUAACGAGGCAGUCAUUGGAUGGAUGCAGCAUGCAACAAACACUGCAUGAAGCCUCCGACACUGGAUGAUUCACAAAGGCUUGAAUGUCAGCAUGGGGCAGAUUAAUAUGGGAUCGGUGGCAGGGUCCUUAAUCAGUCCCCUAUUCUGGGAUGUUUUAGAGAAGUGGCUUGGCGGGCUAGGAAGGGGGUUCGGUAAAGACUUUCCUCCUUGAACAUUUCAUGUUGGUUCGAACAUCUUUCAUUCUGACUUUUAAGCUCUCUUCGCCUGCCACAACCAUGAGAACCAGUUAAGAAUUGCGCACUCCUCCUCUCUUCCCCCCUCUCUAAACCAUUGUGUCUUCAUUUUAACCUGUCAAUAUCCACCCCAACAGAAGGAUCAUGUUCCGCAAAUUUAAAGCAGGGCGGUUAGUUCCUGUAAGCUGUCGAGACAUUAAUUCCAAUCUUGCAAAUUCAUAUCCCCGUAGAGUUUCUGAAAAAGCGGGAGAGGUGCAUUGCUGUUUUGUUGUAUCAACUUCCGAACUUCAGCAUAUAUGAAGAGGGUUUCAAUAAUAGCAUUUCCAGUUCUGAAGACACCAGCUGAGCUAUGUGAAGUUUCAUCUUUGCCUAUGGGGAGUACAAUUUACGACUUCAAUAUCCUGAAAAUUCUACUGGCUUACUCAACUCGUCAGAGUCUCAUUGGAACAACCAUUUCAAAAAUUAUUAGCAACUCCCAACAGACAGAAUCCAACCCCAUGAAAUAUUCUCGAUGCCAUUCAGAUACGCUGCUAGCAGUCCGUGCUCUGAAGGUAUAAAACCGUUCCAAGUUGUCUGCACCGGAAUCAGUUUACAGCUUGCCAGAUGAGUAACAGCGGUUUCCACUUAGUCCGAGAUAGCGUAUCGAGGAAAAUUUAUUGGAGGGUUGAUUUCCUAUAUAGUAUAGCAACGGACACUGCAUGAAGCCUCAUACAGCGGCAUGAUUAAUCCACAAGGACCUGGAUGUAAGCACGGGGAAGAUUAAUAUGGGAUCGGUAGCAAGUCCUUCAAAGUUAAUCCUGUAUUCCGGAUGUUUAGAGAGCAGUGACAUGGCGGGCUAGGAGAGGGUCUGUUACGGACCUUCCUCAUACUUUUCUUGUCGGUGUGAACCCCUUUCAUUCCCGACUCGUUUAAGCUCUCUUCAUCUGCCACGAAUGUGUGAACCCUUAAGAAUUGCUCACCCCUCUGCUCUUCCCGCUCUCUCUUAAAACAUUUCAUCAUCUCAUGUGACCUGUCAGUAUCCAUCCCAGAGCACCGUAUUCCGCCUCACCUUAUUCCAAAUGUUUGUACUUGGCAUUCUUAUUGUAGCUUAAUCGUUGAAAAUCCCAUAUAACUUUCCCUUCCAUCUCCUCCCUUUUUAUCGGUUCAAACAGAGGCUUUAUCUCAUGGUUUGCAAAUUUUGGUCCUUCA